AUGUCGACCGUCACUCUCCAACAUCCUGACCUGGGCGUCUUCAAGGGUAACGCCGGUGACGAGGUGGAGCAGUUCCUCGGCAUCCAGUACGCAACGCUAAGGGAUCGCCUAUCCGAACCCGUUGUCCGGACAGAAUACGGUCCUGAGAUCGAUGCCACAAAGCAUGCUUCGACAAGUUACAGCGCUCCCAAUGGCUUCGAGAAUGAGGUCGGCCUGUUCAUUCAAAACGAGAUCCCGAAGCCAGAGGAGGUGAAUUCCGAUGUCGACUGCUUGAACUUAGGCAUCACGAUUCCGAAGCGUGGACCAGCUUCCGCCUCGAGAUUGCCUGUCUUUGUCUGGAUCCAUGGCGGAGGCUUCGUGGUUGGCGCUGCCAGUUGGCCUCACUACGAUCAUGGUCGGCUGGUCAAGCUGGCCGCUGCCAAUGGAGUGCCAGUGAUUGGCGUUGGCCUCAACUACCGCUUAGGCCUGUCUGGAUUUCUCACGUCUGAAGAGCUCAAGGCGGCCGGCUACAAAGGCAAUAACUUUCUCCGGGACCAACGCGCCGGGCUCGAGUGGGUGAGACGCCACAUCGCUGGCUUUGGCGGAGAUCCAGAUAAUAUCACCAUCAUCGGUGAAAGCGCCGGAGCAAUGGCCGUCACGUUGCAUCUGUUCUCACAGCAGCCCAUCUUUCAAAGGGCUAUCGCAACUGGUGGCACCUGCCUGGUGCGUCCAGCUCUCCCGCCCGUCGUUCAUGAAGGCAACUACAAACAGGUCUGUACCGCGCUUGGUCUGGAUAGUCUCUCCAGCGAGGAGCGGAUCAAAGCCCUCUUGACGCUACCAAUGGACCAGAUUCUGGCCAAGGUGCCCCCCAACAUCCAGCCAAAUGCUGUCAUUGAUGGAGACAUCAUCGCCGCCUUCCCCAGUUAUGCCACCGUCAUGGACCCCAACGAUGCUUCCGUGCCCGCCAAAUCAUGGUUGAAAGCGUUGGCUGUGGGCGAUUCUGCCUUCGACGCAUCCGUGCUCUACUGGCUCAUGAGCUUCCUCAAGCCCCUCUCUCUCAAAUUUCCCGCCUCCGCCAAAGCCACGCUGGCCUCCCACCCCGCCGAAGCCGAGAAACUCCUCGCGCUCUACGACUUCAGCGACGCCGCCGACGACGAGACGGCCUUCCUCAAGCUCCUCAACUUCAUCAACGACGUCUCCUUCACGCUGGGCACGCUCGCCUUCGCCAAAGGCUUUUCCUCCGGCUGCGACACCAACGUCUUCUUCUUCAACGAGCCGAAUCCCUGGCCGGGCAAGUUCCAGGGCCGCGCCACGCACGUCCUGGACGUGGUGUUUUUGUUCCAGAACUACAACGAGAAGCUGCCGCCCGCGCAGAGGGAGGCGGCGCAGCAGAUGGGCGUGGAUUUUGCGAGGUUCGUCGCGGGCCAGCAGCCGUGGAGCAAGUUUGAGGACAGGGAUGGCGGGAGAGCCGCUAAAGUCUACGGCCCCAGUGGCACUGGCAGUGGUAUCGGGCAGGGCGAGGGCGCGGCAAAGUCGACGGUUGUCGAGGACGCGAUCGCGAGCACGGGGACGGGUCGGAAGCCUGAGAUCGUGGACAUUGCCAAUGCUGUGGGAUGGGAUUCGUUGGGCGCGGUGUUCAUCGACUUCAUCUUGGGCAAGCAUCUCGGGUAA
Messenger RNA from Cyphellophora europaea CBS 101466, 1650 nucleotides. RefSeq lists its product as uncharacterized. Lineage: Eukaryota; Fungi; Ascomycota; Eurotiomycetes; Chaetothyriales; Cyphellophoraceae. The transcript is spliced from 5 exons. The record is from RefSeq and is a predicted model, not a curated record. The coding region runs from base 1 to 1650 and encodes 549 amino acids.